AUGCCCCAAGUCUCUUCGAAUCCUCCUGCAGGCCCGAUAACGUUCAACUACAACAUCUCGACACCGUCAUGUCCUUCAGCCAAGUCCAUCGACCCUUCCCUUCCGACACUCCUCAUGCUCCAUCCCAUCUACAUGGAGCAUCAUAUCUGGCAUCCGCAAUUGGCGGAUCCUCAGCUUAGAAGAUUCAACAUCGUCGUCCUGGACUCGCGAGGUCACGGUCGCACAGGCGGCGAUGUUCCCACCGACUACAGGAGACCAGAGGCAGGGGAAGAUGUUUACCACUUCAUGGAAGCCCUCAAGCUCCCACCGGUGCAUCUGGUGGGACUUUCCAUGGGCGCGUGCGUCGCGUUACAGGUCGCUGUCACGCACCCCGAGAAGGUCCUUUCGUUGACAAUGGUGGCGCCAUUACCAUUGAACGAGCCUGCCGAGGUCCUGGAAGGUCGCCAGGAGAUCUACGACUGCUGGGAAGCAGCUGUAUCAGAUCCCGAGAAGGUGGACGAAGACGCACUUCUUCACACCGCUUAUGGGGCCGUAGAACUGGGAUGCAAUGGGCAGAAGUCUAAGCUUAUCGACGUGAUGCUCCAGAUUAUAAUCCCUUUUGGCCUUCGAAAUUGGCGCCAUGACAAAAUCGAGCAACUUCAUACGUUGUCUGUCAAGUUUUUCAGUGACCGAAAGCCCCACUCUACGAAACUCUUGCAACGCAUCCAAUGCCCAAUCACUCUCGUCCACUGCGGUGCUGAUAUUGCCUAUCCCAUUGAACUCGCCGAAGAGAUUCGUGAUCGCAUGGAGGAAGCCGGGUUGACCGUCAACCUCGUGGAUGUUCCUGGCGCCCCGCAUUUUGGAACUCUCAGUCAUUAUUUUGAUAUCAACCCAAUCAUCCACGACUUCGUCGCGCAACAAACAAAAACCCCAGUGCCCCCGGCAUUGCCUUCCGUCGUCUCGCCCUUCGAAGACGAGUUCGCUGCUGCUGGAUGCCCUAAUCUGGGUGUUGGGCUUGACGACUCGGAUUCUGACGAAGAAUUCUUUUAGGUGGUUCUUCGCCUUCCUUGCUCUCUUCGGUUAUGUCCUUGCCCUGUGUAUUGAAGCCGUGCGCGUGUGGUACUGCAUGGACAUUUGUGUAUAAAAGCUGUAAACCAAAAAAUAGGUUGUAUUAGAUAUGGCUAUGUAGAUUAGUAUAUGUACUCAAUAUCGGGAUACCCUCUCAU
Coprinopsis cinerea okayama7#130 is the source of this 1205-nucleotide messenger RNA. RefSeq lists its product as hypothetical. The record is from RefSeq and is a predicted model, not a curated record. The transcript is spliced from 6 exons. Lineage: Eukaryota; Fungi; Basidiomycota; Agaricomycetes; Agaricales; Psathyrellaceae. Bases 1 to 1029 code for a protein of 342 amino acids.